GUUACAAUACUUCUGGAUCUCAAAACUUUAAAGAUAGUUCACCAGCGCCUCCAUAAUCGCCGGAAUCUCCCCACUCUCUCUCUAACUUUCUCCGCCGCACCCCCUUCGAAAGCUAGUUCCCGUUUUAUUCUCCAACACCGUUAAACCUCUAUCAAUACCACUGUUUGUAGAGUCAUGGCUGAAGCUGAGGACCAGCAAAAUUUCGUCACAAACAACGGAGAUGAGGCACCAGAGCACUCCUUAAACGAUGUGCAUAACGGGUUACAGUACCAGGUCCAUGACGAAACACUCGGUCACCAACCCUACGAGGUUCAAGAUCCGGUUCUUGAACCUCAGGGCUACGAGGUCCAAGAUCCGGGACCGGAGCAGUACGCUGGUCAGUUAGAGUACAAUGAUUUCCAGGUGCAGGAGGAGGAUCAGGUUAACGAAGAGGUUCAAGAUCAGGCGCAGGGUGAGUUGCAGUAUCAGCCUAUAGAUCAGGAGGAGCAGUAUCAGUUGGAUGAGCAGAGUCAGUAUCAGGUGGAAGGUGAGGUGCAAGUUGGGGAUGGGGAUGAUGUGGAGGAGGAACAAGUUGGAGGCGAGGGAGGAGUUCCUGAGGAUGUUGGGGAUUUAAGGAAGGCGGAGGGUGAAGGAGAUGUGGUAGUUGGAGGUGAGGAGGAGGAGGAGAAGAGGUGGCCUGGGUGGCCGGGAGAGACGGUGUUUCGUAUGUUGGUUCCUGCGCAGAAAGUUGGUAGUAUUAUUGGUAGGAAAGGUGAUGUGAUUAAGAAGAUUGUUGAGGAGACGAGGGCUCGUAUUAAGAUUCUUGAUGGUCCUCCUGGCACUACCGAAAGAGCUGUUAUGGUUUCUGGAAAAGAAGAGCCUGAAUCAUCUCUACCUCCAUCUAUGGAUGGCCUUCUUAGAGUCCACAUGCGGAUAGUUGAUGGUCUGGAUGGUGAAGCUUCUCAGGCCCCUCCUCCUACAAAGGUUUCAACAAGAUUACUAGUUCCAGCGUCUCAGGCUGGAAGUUUGAUUGGAAAACAGGGAGCAACAGUUAAAGCCAUUCAAGAAGCAGCUGGUUGCAUAGUUAGAGUCCUCGGAUCAGAGGAUUUGCCUGUUUUUGCUCUUCAAGACGAUAGGGUUGUUGAAGUUGUGGGGGAACCAACAAGCGUUCAUAAAUCCUUGGAGCUGAUCGCAUCACAUCUCAGAAAGUUUUUGGUCGAUCGUAGCAUCAUCCCAUAUUUUGAAAGCCAGAUGCAAAAGCCAACUCGCCAGAUGGAUCAUAUGCCCCCGCAACACCAGGCCUGGGGUCCACCUCAAGGCCAUGCCCCAGGUGUUGGUGGAGGUCCUGGCUAUGGUCACAACCCACCUCCAUACAUGCAACAACCUCCAAGACAUGAUAAUUACUAUCCUCCUCCUGAGAUGCGUCAACCUCCAAUGGAGAAACAGCCUCAUCAAGGUAUAUCUGCUUAUGGAAGGGAGCCUCCUAUGAAUGUGCAUGUAUCAUCCGCCCCACCUAUGUCCGCUCAGCAAAUUACGCAGCAGAUGCAGAUCCAACUGUCUUACGCAGAUGCAGUGAUUGGGACUUCAGGUUCAAACAUAAGCUACACUCGUCGUCUUAGUGGAGCAACAGUAACCAUUCAGGAAACCAGAGGAGUACCUGGUGAGAUGACUGUUGAGGUUAGCGGAACUGGUUUACAAGUCCAGACCGCUAUUCAGCUUAUCCAGAACUUCAUGGCUGAAGCUGGAGCGCCAGCACCAGCACAACCGCAAACUGUAGCACCAGAGCAGCAAGGCUAUAACCCUUACGCAACCCAUGGCUCAGUCUAUGCAGCGGCUCCAACGAACCCGCCUGGAGGAUACACUACGGAUUACAGCUCAGGCUAUGGUUACUGAUCAAGGAUCAUUAUCAAGUUACUUUCGUUUAGAAUGUUUUACUAGUGACAAGCCAGAAUGAGAGAGUACGCUAGAUGAUAUGCCUAAUCGAGUAUAUGUUUUCAUAAGCGACCACCCUUGUUCUUUGCAAUCAGUUAUCAUUUGUUUUCCAGACAUUGUCGUUGUUGUUUACUUUUCACUCUUGUGUUUAUUAAUUUCAACCAGUAGUUUUGUUUGAUCCAAGUGUUCUCAAGAGAGAGCUAAUUUUAUUUGCUCUAAAACAUGUUUUGUACUCA
Messenger RNA from Eruca vesicaria subsp. sativa (arugula), 2147 nucleotides. The record is from the annotation of a GenBank genome assembly. Lineage: Eukaryota; Viridiplantae; Streptophyta; Magnoliopsida; Brassicales; Brassicaceae.